UUGACAGCUAGGGUUCAGAAAUUUGCCGGAGAAUAAGGAUUGAAUAUACAUUUCUAGGAUCUAGUUUGCUUUUGUCCCAAAAGUACUCCAGGUCUCAACCACGCCAUAUCACAAUUGAAGAUGAGUAGCGUAAAGAAAUUCAGAGAUGAGAUGCUCACUGCCCAUAACCUGUACAGGAAAAAGCACCAUUCUCCAUCAAUGAAGCUGAAUGAUGAUCUCUGUAAACAUGCACAGAAAUAUGCUGAUUAUUUGGGCAAACAGAACAAAUUUGAACACAGUUCAGAUGCAUUCAAAGGACAACCAGUUGGGGAGAACCUGGCGAUGAAAUGGUCUUCUGGGAACGAAGAAUAUUCAGGUAUUGAUGCAACUGAUCAGUGGUAUAGUGAAAUCUCAAAAUAUGACUUCAAAACAACCCAGAGGCCACCACAAGGAACAGGUCAUUUCACUCAAGUUGUGUGGAGGUCAUCCGUCGAACUCGGAGUUGGAAGAGCCAGAACAAAGGAUGGUAAAUGGAUAGCUGUUGCUAACUACGCACCAGCUGGUAACUAUAUUGGACAAUUUGCUGAAAAUGUUCUUCCGCUAGACGGCUCUGCUCCACCUUAUGUGCCAAAAUCAUCAUCCGGGUCUUCGUCCGGAAGGCCGUCUGCAAACGGGAAUGACCCAAGCAUGUCAGGCACUACUACGAAGAAUACUCAGGUUAAAAUAGAAGGGGGACCUGGAGGCUAUAAGAAGAUCAUAACUGAGACGGUCACCAAGCCCACUGGUGAGAAGUCCGUUACAACACGUACAAUCACAGCUGCCACGAGGGAGGAGCUCGAUAAAAUCGAUGACAACUUACCAGCAGCCAUGGGAGGGGUAUCCCUAAAUUCCACCGCCCCACCAGCAAAGAAACCACAAAGCAUGAAGGAUUUUAUCGACGAUGUCGUAAAAUCACACAAUAGCUAUAGAAAGAAGCAUGGAGUUUCGUCACUCAAGCACAACAAGUCAAUGAGUGAGCAUGCGCAGAACUGGGCUGAGCAUUUGAUAGCAUCAGAUACAUUCCAGCACAACCAAGGAACAUUUAAAGGCGAAAAACUAGGAGAGAAUAUCGGAAAUAAAUGGUCGUCAUACGGCGCAGAUUACACAGGCGAGGAGGUGACCAAACAAUGGUAUGACGAGGAGCCAAAGUUUACAUAUGGUGCCGAACCUUCUGUCCUCAGUGCAGGACACUUUUCACAGGUGAUAUGGAAGGGAAGCAAGGAGAUCGGAGUUGGUAAAGCAAAGUCGGACAGUGGCAAAGUUAUUGUCGUUUGUAAUUAUAAACCUGCUGGCAAUAUGGCUGGUUCAUUUAGCGCUAAUUGUCCACCCCCAAAGAAAUAGAUACCAGUAUUAUAAAAGUGCAGUGUGCAUUAGCCUGCUUUAAUAGUAAGAGAGACAUGAACAAGUUCACCUCGCAUUUAAGGUAAAAAUACGUGACAAUAUGCAGAUAUAUCGGGCAAUACAGCGCCCCCUGUUCACGUAAACAGUACAUGGCACGCAACGUGUAAAGGAGGAUAUAUAAAAUAAUGUACAUUGAUAGAUGGCGUAAUAGGCGUCGCUCCCAGCUGCGCAGUGGAGUUUUUCCUGCAUUCCUUAGUUUCUAAAUAAGACUUUUAAAUUGAUCUCUGCGCUUCCAUAUCAUGAAACGUCUCCACUUGCAACAUCAGUCAGAUCAGUUCAUCAACAGAACAUGUAUUGAUUAUAAUCUGUAUCUGUUUUAUUUCAUUCACAAUAUAUGUAACAUGUAUUACAUCUUUUUACAUCAUGGUCAAUUUGGCAAACAUAUUGUCUUACGUAAACAACAUCAUUUUUCACAUUUAUAUCUAGCUACGGGAUUAUAUAAUAUUGUGGCGACAACUUUGUUCAGAAUGCAUUCUACAGAUAUAUUAAUAUCAAGAUAAAUUUUAUUAAUUAUUAUACAAAAA
Owenia fusiformis is the source of this 1943-nucleotide messenger RNA. Lineage: Eukaryota; Metazoa; Annelida; Polychaeta; Sabellida; Oweniidae. The record is from the annotation of a GenBank genome assembly.